CACACAAUUACAAAACACAUAAUCUUCAUUAAGUCCUCUUAAUCAUCUCUACAUCUUUUCUUUUUGUUGUCCAACAAAAACAAAAACAUGGGAAUUUCAUCACAUUGGCAUGAUAUGUUACUCGUCUCUAAGAUUGUUAUGGUUGUUGUUCUUAUGGUUAGUGCUACCGCCUAUGGCGCAGGCAAUUUCAAGGAUGAGUUUCAACCUACAUUUGGUGAUGGUAGAGUUCGGAUUUUCGGUCAGGCCGGCGAGCUUCUCUCUCUCACCCUAGACAAAUAUUCCGGAUCCGGGUUCCGGUCUAACAAGGAAUACUUGUAUGGAAGGGUCGAUAUGCAAUUGAAACUUGUGCCCGGUAACUCUGCUGGCACCGUUACUACAUUUUAUUUAUCAGCUGAUCAAACCACAGGCAUACAUGAUGAGAUUGAUUUCGAGUUCUUGGGAAACUCGAGUGGAAACCCUUACACCAUCCACACCAAUGUGUUUAGCCAAGGGAAAGGCAACAGGGAGCAGCAAUUCCACCUUUGGUUUGAUCCUACUAAGAACUUCCACACUUAUUCCAUCGUUUGGAACACAAAACUCAUCAUGUUCUUAAUUGACGAAACACCAGUGAGAAUAUUCAGAAACCAUGAGAAACAUGGAGUUUCAUUCCCAAAGAAGCAGCCUAUGACAAUCCAUGCUAGCCUUUGGAAUGCUGACGAUUGGGCUACUCAAGGUGGUUUGGUGAAGACUGAUUGGUCUAAAGCACCCUUCACAGCAUACUACCGCAACUUCAAUAUUGAUGGUUGUGUUGUAGGUGACAGUCAUUCCUCUUGUGCUACUGAACCCGCUGCUAACACCAAUUCUGAAAGGCCGGCUAAUGGAGGGAGAACGCGUGCUUCAUGGAGGACCCAUGAUCUUGAUGCAAAUGGCAGGAAAAGGAUGAGAUGGGUGCAUAAACACUUUAAGGUUUAUGAUUAUUGCAGUGACUCAAAUCGAUUUCCUCAAGGUUAUCCUACUGAGUGCAAGCACAACAGGGUUUAGGGUUGAUUGAAGAGAAAACUAGACAAACAAAAUCCUUGUUAUAUCAUAUUGAAUAAAUAGUACGUAAAUCAUAUAAUUCUUUGUAUUUGGUAUGUGUUUGAUUGUUAUUAAAUUUACAUUCUUUGAUUCAUAGAAAUAAAAGUCUUGUCUGUUCUUUUGAAUGUUUAAGUCCACCCUGCCUCAAGUGAAAAUUCAGGAGAAAGGAAUCAAGUGACCAAUAAUAAU
Spinacia oleracea (spinach) is the source of this 1245-nucleotide messenger RNA. Its product is annotated as xyloglucan endotransglucosylase protein 1-like. Gene Ontology annotation, biological process: xyloglucan metabolic process; cell wall biogenesis. The transcript is spliced from 3 exons. Gene Ontology annotation, molecular function: hydrolase activity, hydrolyzing O-glycosyl compounds; xyloglucan:xyloglucosyl transferase activity. The coding region runs from base 88 to 1020 and encodes 310 amino acids. The record is from RefSeq and is a predicted model, not a curated record. Gene Ontology annotation, cellular component: cell wall; apoplast. NCBI's taxonomy places the organism in Eukaryota, Viridiplantae, Streptophyta, Magnoliopsida, Caryophyllales, Amaranthaceae.